Molecule: messenger RNA, 714 nt
Organism: Saprolegnia diclina VS20
Lineage: Eukaryota; Oomycota; Saprolegniomycetes; Saprolegniales; Saprolegniaceae
Exons: 4
Coding region: 16-687 (223 amino acids)
Source: RefSeq, a predicted model, not a curated record
CUCCGAGAGACCGAGAUGCCAAAUGGUGCCUUCGACCUUGAGCAACGUGUCGAGGUCGAGGUCGACGCACGCCUCCGCCGCCUCGUCGCGUUCGCUGACGAGAUGGCAAUGCCGCGGGACGUGAGGGGCGUCGAUGACGUCGUUGCGCGUCUCGUUACGACAGUGGCUCUCUUUGACGACGCCGCGUUGCCGACGCAGAUGCAGCUGUACACGCUGCUACACGCGGCACGUGCGGCCAACGCGAGCAGCCACUCGCAUGAGAUCAACGAGAUGCGCCGGCUUGCAGCGUCCGUGCAGCAUCGUCAUAGGCACGAACACGUGCAGCGCCAAGUUAGCGCGCUCCUCGACCCGGCGCCAUCGCUCGCGUCGCCAACAACGCUGGAAGCUGUCGACGAAGACGAGCGCGAAGAGCGAUGGGACGACCAUGGCCGCUCCGACUACCUCCGACGCAAUGUGCUUGGACUCAAGUAUGCGCCUCGCCACGACUGUGGUGCGUACCGUCGGUUCCCUGGAAGCGACGCCGACAUUUACAAGCGCGUACGGCGUCGGCGCAAAGACAAGCUCGUGGACGACGAGUGUCGGCGCUUGGCGCGACUCAACAAGCAGCCGCCGCUCCAAGGUCAUUGGAUGUACGUCGAAGCAACGGAUGUGACGAGCCACUACGUCACCGUCGACGACGCGACAUAAAUGACAUAUUGAGAUUUACAUGCGGAA